This is a messenger RNA of Oncorhynchus masou masou (cherry salmon), 981 nucleotides long. RefSeq lists its product as uncharacterized. The record is from RefSeq and is a predicted model, not a curated record. The transcript has a single exon. Bases 1 to 981 code for a protein of 326 amino acids. NCBI's taxonomy places the organism in Eukaryota, Metazoa, Chordata, Actinopteri, Salmoniformes, Salmonidae.
AUGUCUGAAGGGCGGCCAUGUAACCAUGCCAACAGUCCCAAAGAACGUCCAUGUAACCAUGCCAACAGUCCCAAAGAACGUCCAUGUAACAAGGCCAACAGUCCUAAAGAACGUCCUUGUAACCAGGCCAACAGUCCUAAAGAACGUCCAUGUAACCAGGCCAACAGGCCCAAAGAACGUCCAUGUAACCAGGCCAACAGUCCCAAAGAACGUCCAUGUAACCAGGCCAACAGUCCCAAAGAACGUCCAUGUAACCAGGCCAACAGGCCCAAAGAACGUCCAUGUAACCAGGCCAACAGUUCCAAAGAACGUCCAUGUAACCAGGCCAACAGGCCCAAAGAACGUCCAUGUAACCAGGCCAACAGUCCCAAAGAACGUCCAUGUAACCAGGCCAACAGUUCCAAAGAACGUCCAUGUAACCAGGCCAACAGUUCCAAAGAGCGUCCAUGUAACCAGGCCAACAGUUCCAAAGAACGUCCAUGUAACCAGGCCAACAGUUCCAAAGAACGUCCAUGUAACCAGGCCAACAGUUCCAAAGAGCGUCCAUGUAACCAGGCCAACAGUCCCAAAGAACGUCCAUGUAACCAGGCCAACAGUCCCAAAGAACGUCCAUGUAACCAGGCCAACAGUCCCAAAGAACGUCCUUGUAACCAGGCCAACAGGCCCAAAGAACGUCCUUGUAACCAGGCCAACAGUCCCAAAGAGCGUCCAUGUAACCAGGCCAACAGUCCCAAAGAACGUCCUUGUAACCAGGCCAACAGUCCCAAAGAACGUCCAUGUAACCAGGCCAACAGUCCCAAAGAACGUCCAUGUAACCAGGCCAACAGUCCCAAAGAACGUCCUUGUAACCAGGCCAACAGUCCCAAAGAACGUCCUUGUAACCAGGCCAACAGGCCCAAUGGCAAGAGUGCGUUAGAUCAGGAUUUCCCAAACUCGGUCCUGAGCCCCCCAUUGGUGCACACAGCCGAUUCAAAUAAUUAA